Molecule: messenger RNA, 387 nt
Organism: Parnassius apollo (apollo)
Lineage: Eukaryota; Metazoa; Arthropoda; Insecta; Lepidoptera; Papilionidae
Source: the annotation of a GenBank genome assembly
AUGGAUUAUUUACAAUAUUUCGAUAUCUUUGAUGAAAUCGACCGUGAGGAACCACCAAGAAAAAGAAAAAUUUACAAAAAACGUUUCGAUCCCCUUAUUCUACAAGAUAAAGAAUUUCGAAUGAAAUAUAGAUUCAGUAAAGUAUAUAUGAGAAAAAUAGUUGACUUAGUUCAACGUAACAUCGAACUACAAGCUAGUGGCGGCGGGCUGUCUGUAGAACUUCAGGUAUGUACUGCUCUCAGAACGUGGGCUAGGCAAGAAGUUCAAGAUGAUGCAGCAGACAUUCAUGGACUUAUCCAACAGUCCAUCACGAAUAUAUGCCGAAGAGUAGCUCUUGCUUUGGCAAGUAAAGCGGCGGAAUUUAUGCGCAUUUAUACGCAUGCCUAG